Messenger RNA from Daphnia magna, 1277 nucleotides. RefSeq lists its product as uncharacterized. The coding region runs from base 128 to 1201 and encodes 357 amino acids. Lineage: Eukaryota; Metazoa; Arthropoda; Branchiopoda; Diplostraca; Daphniidae. The transcript is spliced from 10 exons. The record is from RefSeq and is a predicted model, not a curated record.
ACUAUAAAAAUGACCCGAGGAAAUCAAUAGGGAUUCAUUUCAACGUUGGCCUUGUGGUCAAGUAAAAGAAAAGAAAACUUUUGCUUUAAGUUUACCUAAAAAACCUGUUUCCAGCUGUGGUAUUGUCAUGAGAUGCACGUACGUUCCGUUGAGCUUCGUGCUCUGUGCCGUUGCCAUCGUUGGGUGUUGGCCUCUUCAUCCGCUGGAGCCAUCAACGGAUGAGCUUUCUGUGCCCAUUUCAUCAUUUCAAUCACCACUAGAAGAAUUAAUUAUGGGUGGAUUUUUGAGCCGUGCCAGACGUCGAGAAGACAAAGAAGAGACUAGUCCAAGGUUAAAAUCUGAGGCCGAGGCAAAACCGGAUCAAAACGAGAUUGAGGUUAAUCGACACAGAAAACAAAUUGCUGAGUCGCAGCCGAGUUCUGACGAACUCACAGUUGGAGUCGACCCAAUCGAAGAAUGUGAAUCAUCAGAAUGCGUUGAUUUGGUUCGGUCUGAGGAGAUGCCAGCUGAUGAAAUUUCGCUUGCCUUCGAUGCCGAUCCAGUUCCCGAACUACCAAGUCAUCCAGCAUCCGAGGAGGAGGUAGUAGACGUUGAAACUGAAGAACAGGAUAAUAAUCGAGACGUGAAAACCUCUCCACACCAUCAUGAUGAAAUCCAGGAAUCGUCUUUCAAUGACAAUGAAAAUGAUGUGAACGUGGAUGUUUCUCGGGAACAACACCACCCGGACUCGUCUCUCCAUAAGAUGGAUGAACCUUUAACAGAUUUUCCGUCCAAGGAAGAAGAGGUUACCGUCGAGGAACCAGAAUACGAACGAGACGUGAGAUCGCCUUCCACAAUCCCGUUUACCUUUCCGCAACAGAUUCUUUUUGAUGAGGAUGCGGACGUGAUUGUGGACGUAUUAAGUGAAGAACCUCGCCCAUUUGAUCCAUCCAUACAUUUGAUGGCUGAACCGGUUAUUUUUCAUCCGCAACCGUUACCUGUCGAAGACGUGAUCGAGUUGGACUUGGACAUUGAUGACGAAUUGAUAAAAAGGAAGAAGAGAACUCUCCAGAAUCCUAAUAAUAUUCAUCCGGAAUUGAUAGAGUCACAGCCAGGACUCGACGAUGAGGACUUGAUUGACUUAAACGUGGAUACGUACAAGCGGAAGAAACGAGCGCGGAAGAUCCCACACCAUCAGACAGUGCUGGACAACCCAAUCUGAAGCUGAUCAAUUCAAAGAAAAUCUUCGUUAUACAUUUCAUUUACAGAAUACCAAAAUACACCUGCCAUGAAUGUCA